GCGUGUGUGGAGUGAGAGAGAGGGAGAGAGAGGGAGAGAUAGAGGGAGGGAGGGGAGAUAGGAAGAGAGAAAUAUAAAGGCGACACAGGGGGAGAAGGAAAGGUAAUGCAGAGGAUUAAACCCCAGAAGCCUCAUCAUGUUACUGCGGGUUGUCGUGGCCGUCUCCUUGGCUGUGUUUCUCACCGGAUAUCUGGAAGGAAAGGGGGUUCAGAUGCAGAGGGAUGUGCAGUGCUGCAUGCAGUACUCCCAGGGCAAGGUCCGUGCCAAAGACGUGCUGAGGUUCGAGGUGCAGACAGAGGGACCGGACUGCAGCAUACAAGCCCUCAUACUGUACACCAAGCGGGCGGUGAAGUGUGCUGAUCCCAGGGACCGGAAGGUGAAGAGGCUACUGCGGAAGCUGACUCAGAGGCAGAGGACCAAGGCGCACACCAUGUGGCUCCACGCUAACGGGAACCUGCCCGCCAUGGCUGAGGUAGUCGACAGCCACGCACACCGCCCCGCCAGGGUUAAAGAAAACUGGCCAAUGGAGGGGAAAGAGGAUGGCAAUUCUAACCAAUAAUGUGGCAUUUCUAAACUUCCCGCCUUGUGUUACCCUGGUUAGUUGGAUCAGUUGUUCAACUGGAUGUCUCCUCGAUGCAGGAUGACAACACGAGAGUUCUUUACAGAGGGCAGAGUCCUCUUUAUGGCUCCAGUGCAGAGGGUUGUGGAUUGCACUUCAUACUAAACGCGUGCACCCUUGCGUCGUGUUUUUCAGCUUGAAGUGAUCAAAUUGAUGAGUGUUGUCAUGAGUGGCAUCUCAAGAUCCCGCUGAUCUUGGGCUACUGGCUGAUUUCGUGGUAAUAGAGUGCUGUAUAUCACAAAUAUAUGAAAACCACACAGACAGACACACACACACGUUGUGAACUGACCACCACAUUUAGACUGUUAUGAUGUUCACAUGUUCGAUAAUUUAUAUUUGAAUGCUAAAAUAUGACUGUUCUUAUAUCUGACCUUUGCUGCCCAUCAUAUUUAGACUGUUAUGAUGUUCACAUGUUCGAUAAUUUAUAUUUGAAUGCUAAACGAAGACUGUUCUUAUAUCAGACCUUUGCUGACCACAAUGUUUAGACUGUUAUGAUGUUCACAUGUUCGAUAAUUUAUAUUUGAAUGCCAAACGAUGACUGUUCUUAUAUCAGACAUUUGCUGCCCAUCAUAUUUAGACUGUUACGAUGUUCACAUGUUCGAUAAUUUAUAUUUGAAUGCUAAACGAUGACUGUUCUUAUAUCGGACCUUUUGUGAUUUUGUUCCAUGGCAAAUAUGUAUCAUAAUUGUUAUGGUUGUUCAUGAAUGUUGAUCACAGUAAUAUAGCUGUUGUUAUUGCGCUAUUAUCAGUGUUAUGCAGAAAAUAUACUACAUAAGCACUCACUGGCUGUAGUUUUUAACAUGUGUUAUGCUGAACCCAAAUAAUUUUAUGUUGAGGCAUCUUAUAUGUGCUAAUAUACAGUAAUAUAUGCACCAGUACUUUUGUUGUGUAACUCUAAAUAUUUCCUCCCUUUGAAAUAUUUCCCUCCCUUUCUCUGUCAUUGCCAUUACCCCCAGACGUAUGUAGAGAUUCAGCUUCCACUACCAAUAUUGUAUACUGUUAAUUAGGUUUUCAUAUGUACAGUAGUAACACAUAGGCUGCCACAGUCUCAAAUAAUAACUGACUAUACCAAAGUACUUUGCUGGUGAUGCUUUAUUUUGUUUGAGGAAGCAGUUUCACUGUCCGUAGCAGUCAUUUGAAUUUGCAGCAUGUUAAGGAUAAUAGGCUCAUUCUUGCCAGACAUAGAAUGCAAUGGAAAUUAAUGUAGGCUGAAACCAGACCUAAGCAUUCAUUCAAACCAUUUAUAAAUAAAUUAAUCUUUGAAAAAAAAAAAAAA
Conger conger (European conger) is the source of this 1895-nucleotide messenger RNA. RefSeq names its product chemokine (C-C motif) ligand 44 (gene ccl44). Lineage: Eukaryota; Metazoa; Chordata; Actinopteri; Anguilliformes; Congridae. Gene Ontology annotation, molecular function: CCR chemokine receptor binding; chemokine activity. The record is from RefSeq and is a predicted model, not a curated record. The transcript is spliced from 3 exons. Gene Ontology annotation, biological process: immune response; monocyte chemotaxis; G protein-coupled receptor signaling pathway. Gene Ontology annotation, cellular component: extracellular region. Bases 137 to 559 code for a protein of 140 amino acids.